GCAAAAAAUUGACAUUUCCGUACCAUGUUUUCGAGUGUUUUGAUUUCAGUCCUAAAUUUUGUGUAAAAACAGUGAAUGUAACUGUUUACCGGCUACAAACAACUCUAACUUUGAGGGGAAUGGCGUCAAUUAAAGAGGCGAUUAGGCAUUAUCAAAGACGAAUCGAGAGAUUUGUGGAAAAUGAGACAAUCCUACUGCAUUGCCUUGAGAAGCUGAACAAAUUGCCCGUCGUUGUGAAAUACUUACAAGAGACUAGGGUGGGAAGUACUGUGAAUAAUUUGAGGAAACAUGAUGGAAAAGUUGGACUCGCGGCGGCAGCAUUGGUCGCAAAAUGGAAGAAAGAAGUUGAUUCGAAGUCAAGCGGUGAGCACGAACGACGGCACACAAACGACACCAAAAACGUUGAACCCAGUGCAGUGUUGAACAAAGUCACAGACAGUCAAGAAACUAACGGCACACCAAACAGCGAUUCAGUUAACUAUCCGUCUGACAGCAGAUCUAGUCGUUCGGAGAAGUCUCAGGAAGAAUCUAAUCGAUUGGAAAGGAAGAGUGGUAAGAAGUGUGAUGAGACAAGGUCUUGUACUAGCACCAGUUCCGUAUCGAAUAGUAAAGACAUGCGGGAAAACGGCAGCACUGAAUCGAGUCAUCGCAGAGACAAAAGGAAACACUCAAAACAAAGAGAAUGUGAAGAAACGAAUGGCAAAAAACGCAAAUGUGGACCUGAUCUCAUCGAUAUAGAUUAUACGAUGGGUACUAGUUUUGCCGAGGCGCUUGGAAUGUUGGAUAUGCCGUCAACGUCUAAAGCGAGGAAACUACUCACCAACAAAACCUCUCCAUCUAAUACUUCACCCUCCAGACUUGGCAAGCGUUCCUCGUUCGACGAAACGCCGAUACUCUUAAAAAAUCGACCGAGACUAGACCCUCCACAGGACAUUGCUGCCGAACUGCUAUUGCCCAACACAAGUUCUGCCACAGAGGUGAUAACACGAGAAUAUGUGUCCAGACAGCCCAGAAAGCAGACAAUCCAAAUGACCGAUGAAGAGACGAUCAGCCAUAGCAUCACGUCGCGCACGGUAAAAACCAAAGUUUUUUCCGGCAAUAAAGCGGAUAAGAGCAAGGUGACUACUCUGUUCGAAAUGUGCAUUCGCAUUUUGCAAGACAAUAUUGAUCUACUCGAGUUCAUUGGAGGCGUUCCGUUUGAUAUAUUGCGUCCGGUCUUAGAACGGACCACUUGCGAGCAAUUAAUGGCUUUAGAGGAUUACAAUCCGUAUCUGAUGGAAGAUACGCAUUGUCUAUGGGAACAGCAUUGCAAACGCAGAUUUCGAAGCAAAAGUCGAGAGGAGCUAGAAACUUGGCGUGACAUGUACAUUCGCUGCCUUGACGAGGAACAGACCAAGUUCAAUAUAUUAACGGCCAGCAUUAAACUGUCGAAAGAGCGUCAAACCAAGCCGGCAUUCGUUGACACAAAUGCACCUGUGAAGCCCAAAGGGAUGAAGAGUUCGGCUCUUCGAGUAGCGGGACCCGUCGGUGAUAGCAAAUUACAAAACGUCACAAAAUUGAAAGAUUCAACUCAAAAACCAAAACGGACCAAACAAUUGAACGAUGAUCCUGAUUGGACGCCCACCACUUGGUACAAAACGUUGUACAAAAAGCCGAAGGUCCCAAAACCGGUAAAACCACCAAAGCCACCAAUCAAGAAGACUAUCGAUAUGUUGCGCUACGAUCGUGCUAGAGCGCUCGAACACAAGAAAGAGGAAUGGAAAAAGAGGCCUCGAUAGAACGAUGCCAUCAGUUUAAGUAACACAACACACAGACAGGAAUCAUUCCGCGUAGAGCCGUUAUUGAUUCUACUACACCUGCAAAUAUUGACGAUUUGUUAAAUGUGUAUCAGUGUCAGCGUUAUUUGUCUAGUCGUAUUGCAGAAAGUAAGACUGACAACUGGUAAUGUUGCUAUACUUAGGGAAGAAUGGAAAACCAACCGAAUUCAUGUUUGCUAAGUGAACCAGUCGUUGACAAUAAACAUAAAAUAAACUCGAUUUCA
Molecule: messenger RNA, 2041 nt
Organism: Bradysia coprophila
Lineage: Eukaryota; Metazoa; Arthropoda; Insecta; Diptera; Sciaridae
Product: transcription elongation factor B polypeptide 3-like
Biological process (GO): transcription elongation by RNA polymerase II
Cellular component (GO): nucleus; elongin complex
Source: RefSeq, a predicted model, not a curated record